Messenger RNA from Actinia tenebrosa (Australian red waratah sea anemone), 4050 nucleotides. Its product is annotated as glutamyl aminopeptidase. The record is from RefSeq and is a predicted model, not a curated record. NCBI's taxonomy places the organism in Eukaryota, Metazoa, Cnidaria, Anthozoa, Actiniaria, Actiniidae. Gene Ontology annotation, cellular component: cytoplasm; membrane. Gene Ontology annotation, biological process: peptide catabolic process; proteolysis. Gene Ontology annotation, molecular function: zinc ion binding; peptide binding; metalloaminopeptidase activity.
GCUUGGUUUUGACCCAGAAUUAGCUGGCUAGCUUUCAGCCGAUAACCUUAACGCAAUCACUACCAUUUCCUCUAUCAGCAGACACCUCAAUACGUUAUAAGGGAGUGCUUAUCUGAAUAAGUUUGAAGCCAUGAAUAAAUUAACACUGGUUGUAAACACUUGGUGUUUCUUAAUGAAUUUGGAACCCGUCGAAGCGAAUCAUUCAUGUUUGCCUCGCUCGUUUAACACGGAAACAUCGAAUAAAAUAUCCUGAUUCAAUUCUCUGGGAAUGAGGAACGUGAACGAAGAGGUUCCUCUGGAGCCGAAAGGUGACAAGUCAGCAGAGACAUAUGUUGUGAAUAAAGGACCAAAAGGAGGAUAUAUCUUCACCAAACUGAAGCUUCUACUUCUGCUUCUUCUACUUAUAAUUCUUAUCAUCAUUAUAAUAAUUCUAGCCGCUUUACUCGGUGCAGAACGAACGAAAAACGGAGCUAAAGAAAAAGUCAAGACAACAUUUUUCCCGACAAGCCUGUUUCGUGAAUUGCUUCACUCUUCAGGGGAUUUAAAUAGUCCCGGUGGAUCAGUCGCUAAAGAAAAGGGUCCAGGAAACUUAACAACUCCUGCUCCAUCAUCAGCCUCACCUACAGGCGUGUGGUCCAAUACACGACUUCCUGAUUACAUUGUCCCUACACACUAUGAUCUACAUAUGCUGGUCGAUCCCAACAACGAUGGGUUCAGUGGAAGCGAGGAAAUCGUUAUUAAUGUUAUCAAGAAAACGCCUACCGUGCUGCUGCAUUCAAAUGGCCUGGAUGUCACAGAAGUCAAAAUAGAGAAUUCAAACAAAGAUGUAAGCACGAUAAAGAAACAUUUUGAUUUUCCGAAAAACCAUUAUCACGUGAUAGAAACCGCUGAACCACUAGUACCAGGGACCUACGUCUUGGAGUUAAAGUUUAAAGGAACUUAUAGCAAAUCACUUUUUGGGUUGUUCAAAGGAACCUAUAGGAGCAAAGAUAAUAAAGAAGCGUCGUUCGUUUCAAUGCAAUUUGAGCCACUGGACGCACGAAAGAUGUUUCCGUGCUUUGACGAGCCCGCCAUGAAAGCAACCUUCUCCGUGGACAUUACCCACCCUAUAGACAUGAUGGCCUUAUCCAACAACAUCGCAAAGGAGAAGAAAGACAAGGGGUCUACAAGAACCACCUUCUUUGACAAGACACCUGUAAUGCAGACCUAUUUGGUGUCAAUUGCAGUGGGGCAUUUUGAAUCGAAAGAGAUUACCUCAAAGAAUGGUGUAAAGAUAAGAGCCUUUGCUCAGCCAGGCAAGACUGACCAAAUGGACUUUGCUUUAAAGAUGGCCAACGAGACAUUGACACAGUUGGAAGAGGUUUUUGGCAUUCCAUACUCCAUGACUAAGCUAGAUUUGGUUGCCCCACCGGAAUGUUAUAUUGCCAUGGAAAACUGGGGCUCUAUUCGCUUUGAAGAGGAUGGUCUGUUAUACAAGAAAGGAUUCUCUUCUGAGGAAAUUCAACAGGAUCUUUUAAUGAGAUGGCUGCCACAUGAGAUAGCUCAUAUGUGGUUCGGCAACCUUGUCACCAUGAGAUGGUGGGAUGAUCUGUGGUUGAACGAGGCACUCGCUGAUUACUUUAAUUAUUUUGAUGGAUCGCCAUCCUCUGUUAGCUYAUGGAACAGGGAUAAAUUAUUUCUUCAUUCUAACGUGGGUGACGCAUUGUUCCUCGAUGGACUGGUGAAUACUCGUGCAGUCAUAACCUCCGUACCUCAGCCAACGAUCGACACCUUUGAUGAUAUCGUGUACAAGAAAGGUUCAUCGCUGUUGAACAUGUUGAAGCAUACAUUCCCAAGUGUAAACAGGAAGAAUUUCAUUGCUGGUAUGCAGAAAUAUCUAAAGCAACAUUCCUACAGCAAUGCAGUUGGCGAUGACAUGUGGUCAGCUUUGCAAUCGACAUGUUCCGUAMAUGAAUGUGAAAACAUUAAAGAAAUUAUGGAUCCUUGGAUGAAAAAGGCUGGUUAUCCCGUCCUGACGAUCAAGAAAUCUAGCACGGCGGCCAACAAGUACACAGUCACGCAAGAACACUUCCUCUACGACAUUACCGCUAAACAACAAGAUACUUUAUGGAGCAUUCAUUUUACAUACAGUUUGUCAACGAGUAAAUCUAAUAAUAAACCUGCUACAAUUAAAUCCAAAUGGAUCAAAGGCAAAAAACAAGUCGACAUAGAAUGGGCUGGCAAUGGCUGGAUCAAGGCAAACAUGGACCUGACUGGUUUUUACCGGGUCAAUUAUGACGAUGACGUGUGGACCAACCUUGCUGAACAGCUUCAACACAAUCAUUUUGCAAACUAUAAUAUCCUCUGGAAAGAACAAGGACAGCGAUUGAACGUAAAUAAAGCUCUAGACAUGACAAACUAUAUGAUAAAAGAGAACGAUUACCUCCCAUGGAAAUGUGUACAAAAAAACAUUGGAUACAUUCAAAGUAUACUUCCACCUCAUAGUCACACGUAUCAUCACUUAAAGCGGUAUAUGGCUUUCCAAAGUGAGAAGUUAUUCAAUGAUCUUGGAGUUCAAGAUUCUGGGGAACAUCUUGACAAACUAAAAAGGCUCAUUGUAACUGGAUUCCAAUGUGACUUGGGCACCAAGAAAUGUCUGGGAAACCUGACAAGGAUGUUUAAUGAAUGGAAGAAAGAUCCUUUAACAACAAGCGUAACCCCAGCUCUUCGUAAACUUGUGUACUACUAUGGCGUCAAUCAAGGAAUUCCAGAAGACUGGGAACGAGUACUGCAGGAGUUAAUGAAGACGAGCGUACCAUCAGAAAUACAACCACUUCUCAUGGGACUGGCAGGAUCACGUGAUACCUGGACCCUUUAUAAAUACAUGAAAAUGGCGGGAAACCAGACAAUAGUGAAGAGACAGUAUGCUAAAUACGUGUUACAUUAUGUAGCCAACCAUAACCCUGAUGGACCUGAUGUAGCCUGGACGUUCCUCCAGCUCAACUGGCAAGACAUCAAACAAAACGGUGGCCCCAUACAAGCGAUGAUGACGUAUAUACCAACAAUCACAAGAAGACUCUCUACUUCUUAUCAACUAGAGCAGCUUACAAAUUUCAUCAAUAAGAACCUGAAUAGGGAAGCGAUGCCAAGAGGACUUCGAAAGGCUGUAGAGAUCGUAAAGUUGAAUAUCGCCUGGCGAGCCGCUCAUGAACCCGAUCUGGAGAGAUGGCUGAAGAACUUCUUAGCAAAACAAAAUCUACCCGUCCAAAAAUUCCGGCCAUUUGAUGGGUUUUCUGAACCAGCGUGAAAACGUACUUCUCAAGUCAAUAGUCCUCUUUAUCUUGGGCGUAAUGCAUGUUUUACCGGGCCCAUUUCAGACCAUGUGCCCUCCCCUUGAGUAUCAUUAAUAUUUUUUUUAAAUUUAAACAUAUAAAUUCUUUAAGUUUGCUCCAAGAGCUCUCAUUCGAGCUCAUCUAGGGAGUGCACUUGACGCAAAUGAAAUAAAGAAUCCUAUAGAGAUUUUGAACCACCGCGUGACGGCAGCCAUGUUAGAUGGCAGGAACAAUACAAUCGUUUUACAUGAGAAAGAAUAAAUUCCAAAGAGCAAAGGGAUUUUAUUGUUCUGGCAACUAACCACAGGCAGCCCAAGCUGUAGUUUGAGCGUUGGCACUUGCAAAACCUCUAUAGAGACGUCUCUUGUAUAGAAAAAACGACUUCCGGGUUCCAAACGAAAAGCAGUCCUAUGAAGAUUUUUCUUACUUUUUCUCCAUGACAGGAUCUUUCGUCCAAAGUUCUCAUAGUUUCAGGUGAAGGUUGAAUCAUUGAGAACAUUUUUCUUGACAGCUAGGUUUUGCGAGCAGUUGGACCCGGAAAUACGUCACAACUUAAAAGUUCUAUCCCAAAAGGAAUGCAACGGGGUCUGAAAUAGGCAAAACAUUAUUGCGCCCAAGGUAAAAUUAUAUUGUCUGAAAUAUACUGUUUUCACGCCGUUUUGAGCACUGGCACAAAAUUCUAUGUUAAAAUAUAAUGUCACCAAAGCUCUUGAUGAAAUUCCGUUUUGAAACAUCAAAA